AUGCUUAAACAUGUAUUUUUUUGCUACCGUUGGAGAGCACAAUAUGGAUUCGGGAAAAGCAAAUUAAAUUUUUUAUGUGGUGCAUUGUGUUAUAGCAGUAAUAUAAAUAUGGAUAAGAUAAUACAUGAAAACAAAUAUGAGGAUAUAAAAAAUUUGAGAAGUCAAGAGCUUCGAAUAUUAUCAGAGAAUUGUUGUGUAAAAAAGGUUGACGAUGUAAUAAUAUGGAGUGAGAUAUGUCGUAAUUCUAUAGAAAAGUAUAAUAGUUUUAAAUAUUUUGAUGCUUUAUUAUUAUUAUCAUCGUUUGACAAAAUGAAUAUAGUGGAUAAGAGUUUAUAUAAGACAUUUUCGGAUGUAUUUAUUAAACAGAUAUCUUAUUUACAACCUGAACAUUUCAUUUUAUUAAUAAAUUUAUAUUGUAGAGUAAAUAUAUUUCCUCGUGUAUUAUUUACAGAGAUAUUUCAUGGUAUAAUAAAAUAUUGUAAUAAAUUAUAUCCAGAUGAAUAUGUAAAUUUAUUAACAUGUUUUGCAAAUUUAAAAAUUACAAAUAAAGAUUUAAUAAAAACAUUAUGUAAGAGUAUAAUUAAAAACAUUAAUUUAUUUGAUUAUAUACAUUUAACAAGUAUAGUUGGUGCAUUAAGAUCUUUAGAUAUAGCGGAUGAUAUAUUUUAUUAUGUAAUAGAUCAAAAGCAAUUAAAAGAAUUAAAAUUCUUAACCGUUCAGGAGAUAUUUGAUCAUAUAAAAAAAAUAAAAUUAUUGCAAUAUAGUUGGAAAUUAUAUGAAAAAGAUUUAAUGAAAGAAUUUUUAUUCAAAGUGUAUAAUUUUAAAAAUGAAAAGGAUGUAGACCAGCUAGAUGAUCCUUUUGUUUGUUUAAAUUUUUUGGUUUCCAGGGGAUUGCUGCAAGGUAAUAAUAACACUAACGGUAAAAAUAAUAAUAAUAAUAAUAAAAAAAAUAAUAAUGAUGAUAAUAAUAAUAAUAAUAAUAAUGAUAAUAAUAAUAAUAGUAGUAGUAGUGAUUACAUUGAUGAUAUUAAUUGUGGUGGUGCUAAUUUUCUCGUGGCCUUAAGCAAGUGGUGUGCUAACCAGGUCUAUCAUUAUCCUUCCCGUUCAACAAAAAGACCAACAAGUUAUCAACUCAUAAAGUUAUAUGAAUUAAUGAAAGAAUUUAAUAUACAUAAUUUUGAUUUUAUUGAAAAAGCAAUAUACAGAUUUGUUAUUACUAGAGGAGGCCUAGAAAACAACCGAGAUAAAAUGUUUAAACCUACUUCGUAUCAAAAGGGAAGAAAGUAUAUAUUCACCAAAGAUCCUCAAAUUGAUCAUAUAAAUUAUGAAAAAAAUAAAGAAAAUUCAUAUUCUCAUCAUUAUAAUUUUAAGGAUCACACAACAAAUUAUGAACAACAAAAUAUGCAUUAUCAAACGAAUGAUUAUAAUGAUGAACAUAACAUGAACCAACAAAAGACUUUAUCAGAAAAACUUAAAAGAAUAAAAUUAAGUAUGGAAAAAAAAACACAGAAUAAAAAAGAAACACAUUCAAAUUCGAGAUAUUCCAAUUUUAAAUUACGACAAAGACCAAAAAGAAUAAAAAAUAGUCCAGCACCAAUAAAAGUAUGA
Plasmodium reichenowi is the source of this 1608-nucleotide messenger RNA. RefSeq lists its product as hypothetical. The transcript has a single exon. The record is from RefSeq and is a predicted model, not a curated record. Bases 1 to 1608 code for a protein of 535 amino acids. NCBI's taxonomy places the organism in Eukaryota, Apicomplexa, Aconoidasida, Haemosporida, Plasmodiidae.